AUGCCAGAGAUCGUACGGGAAAGAGUGGUGCGCGGAUAUGCGGGAAGGGAUCGGGACGACUAUUCUUCAGAUGAUGAUCGCUCGUCGUAUGGACGCUCCAGAGCCGGAGGCUCGUCUUAUCGCACUGUCCAACGUUACCGCGUGGGAGGUGACCAUGGCGACCGUGUUGAACCCGUCGACGACUUUCGUCGCACAUCGCACAUUGAGAUCGACCGCCCAGGGGAACGAGUGGAAAUCGACCGUCGUACCGAAGUUGAUCGCCUUCGAACAAGUGAUCGCGACCGAGACCGAGACCGAGACCGCUUCUAUGAUGGCCCGGAAAGACCCAGAUCGUCUAUCGAUAUUCGACCAGCGCGAUCAAGCUUCGUCGAACGAGAUGUGACUAUUGAGCGGGAGAAGCCUCGGGAGCGAGAACGAGAUACGACAUUUAUCGAACGCGAUCGCAUCAUCGAGAGAGAAAGGCCGCGAGAAUCUCCACGGGAAACAAAGUACAUCGAGCGUGAUCGCAUUAUUGAACGGGAGCGCGAACCUUUUAGAGAACCAACUCGCGACGUCCGCGAGCGCGAGCGAACUCUAGUUGUGGAACGGGACCGCCCGCGCUCGCCAGAUAAUUCGCGACCAUGGGAGCGACCGCACCGACCUUGGGAAGACGAACGAGCCGUUCGCGAGACAGAUGUCAGAAUCGAGAAGCGAACGACCGAACGUCACGAUGAGCCUUACGAACUCGACCGAGUCACGAGAGAAAUCGAGUACUAUGAUCGUCCCGAACCACCACCACAACCCAUCAUCAUUCGACAAAGAGCUCCAGAGCCUCAACAGAUCAUUGUGCAAGAAGCGCCUCCACCGGCACCAAUCGUUAUACCACGCGAGGAACAAAAUUACGAAAUCGUUCGACGAACAGAAGUCAAGCAAGAAGUUGCUCGGCCUGAGCCAAGACCUGAGCCAAGGCGCGAGGAAGAAGAUUACUAUUAUCGCAGAGAUGUCCGUGUUGAAGGCGGAAGAGGAAGAGAUGAUGACUAUGCGAUGGCCAAAUACGAUCGUAGAGAAAUCCGUCCUCACGACUCGGUCAGUGAUCGUGGUUACAGCGACGAUGAGGAUUAUAUUGUGAGACGAAGAAUCGUCAAGCAACGUAGUCGAAGUGGCAGUUCCCACCGUAAGCGUCAUCUAGCUGAAGGAGCGCUUGCUGGUGCUGGUAUUGCAGCUUUGGUCGGCAACCACCGCGACAAGACUGGUAAUGGCCCAGAACAUCGUGGUAGGAAUGUGGUGGGAGGAGCAGCUCUAGGCGCUAUCGGUGCUGAAGUUGUCACCAGAGCACGAAGUCGAUAUCGUGAUCGCGAGCGUGAUCGUCACAGCAGAAGUCGUUCACGAUCGAGCAGUAGACAUUCCCAUACCAAAGUCAAGACAGCUUUGGGACUCGCCGUUGCCGGUUUAGCGGCUGCGGCUGCUGCGAAAUAUGUUUCCAAUCGAAAUCAAAACAAGGAAGAAUUAGGGCGCGGUCGUAGUCGAACUCGCAGCAGAGGUCGAGGACGCUCCUCGAGUUAUUCUUCUGAUUAUGGCAGCCGGGCUCGUAGCAAGAGUGUUCAUACCGAUCCCAAACACCGAAAUGCAACAAUCGCCAAGGCUGGAGCCGCUACCGCUAUAGCUGCGGCGGUCGCCAAUCAUGUACGAAACAAGUCACGCAAGCGAAGUGGCUCACGAUCAAAAUCACGAGUUCGAACUGGUGCGGAGGUUGUCGGAGCUGGUUUGGCUGGAGCCGCAGUCGCUGGGCUCUAUGAGAAUAGAAAGGCAAAGGAGGAGAAUACUGAAAUUCAAAGAGAAGUUGAACAUGAACACGUUAAGCGAGAACGGAGAAGAAGCAGGUCGAGAGCCAGAUCCGUUGGUGCAUAUUCUGAUCCGGGAGUUGACCCAGAAUUAGGAAUGGUUCAGUACGGUACUGAUCCCGUAUAUACCACGACGCAACAUACGACAACGUACCGCGAAUUUGAUGAUGAUGAUCGAGAUCACCGAUCACGAAGUCAUCGUCGAAGACAUUCAUCCAGCUCUGACGAUCAGAGACGUGGUUCAAGAAGUCGAAGUCGAGUUCGAGAUAUCGCUGGAGCAGCUGCUGGCACCGCGGCAGCUGCCAUUGGUAUCAAUCAAUACAAGAAGAGGAAGGAAAAGAAGGAAGCUCAGCGUGAGAGGGAACGAAGACGUGAGGACCCCAGCACUCUAGAUCUCGUUCUCGCUCUAGGUCUGGAUCUUCAAUUAGGACUUCCAUUGGGAAGCGGCUAUGAAGAAGAACCACCAGACGAUUAUUAUUCUCGCGACUAUGUCGAUGAUGGUUAUUCCCCUUCUCCUCCUCACGCUUCGGGUGGAUCAUUUUAUCCUGACCACAAUCAAUUCCAACCUCCUCAACAACCUGCCUAUACUCCCGGUUUUACACAACAUCCCAAUCUCUCUACACCAAAUGUAGGACAGUCACCACUUCCAACUUAUAACCCAGCCGAUUACGCACCUGGAACUGGUCCAGCGCCACAACCUCCUCAUGACCCCUAUGGUUACCCUCCGACCGUUCCCAGAUCCGGAGACAAUGUGAGUCCAAGAACUACCACUCAUCAGUAUCCUCCUGAUCCCGCCAAUCCGACCAUGUCGGGCGCGACUCCCUAUUUUCCUCCACCACCUACCACUCCUCUACCACAAGAGCCGAGACACUCGGAGGCCUCCACACAUGUGAUGGUUUACACCCCGCCUUCAUCUCCUGAAUCAGAAACUUCAGACCACCACCGCUCCGUCGCAUUCGCCCCUCUUUCUCCUACCUCCUCCCGCCGCCUCUCCCGCAUCCAGCAGACCCACCAAGAUAACCUCGCUCGCUCAUCCACCGAUCUCGUUACAUCUCCCACUCCUACGCCAAAUACUGAACACCACCACCAUCACCGUCGCAAACGCAGAAACUCAGACCCAGGCUCCUCAGACCGGCCCUCCCGUCACAAAAACAGCUCCCUUUCUCAUCAGCGCGACCGCUCCGUCUCCCCAACCCCAUCCUCAGACAUCGAAAUCCUCCCCGACAGAUUCGAUGCCCACGGUCGUCGUAUCUACCCUGAUGACCCGCCGCCGCCGCCGAAUCCGAAUGAGAUGGUUGAGCGUCUGGUGAGUGAUUUCACGGGCGUGCUUGAGGGACGCAAGAGCUGGAAGGAUAUGUUGAGGGGGGUCGUGGAGGGGGCGCAGGGGAGUGGGAUUGCUGGAAUUGCCGGGGAGGGGAGUAAGGAGGGUUCGAGGAGGCGGCGAUGA
Molecule: messenger RNA, 3267 nt
Organism: Glarea lozoyensis ATCC 20868
Lineage: Eukaryota; Fungi; Ascomycota; Leotiomycetes; Helotiales; Helotiaceae
Exons: 3
Coding region: 1-3267 (1088 amino acids)
Source: RefSeq, a predicted model, not a curated record